Messenger RNA from Malus domestica (apple), 2994 nucleotides. Lineage: Eukaryota; Viridiplantae; Streptophyta; Magnoliopsida; Rosales; Rosaceae. The record is from RefSeq and is a predicted model, not a curated record.
UUAUAAGAAAUUUUAAUUGAUCCAGAGGUGUAAGGGCGAGAGAGAAUUUUCUUUGUUUCUUUUCCAUAUAUUUUGUUUUUUAGUUCCAAAUUAAUAAUUAAUUAGGUAAACAGAGGGUUUUCUGAGAAAUGACAUUACCAGGAAAGCCCCAACCGUUGAAUUUCAGGUCUUCCUCCUCCAAAUUUCACUACAAAUCUGAAUCCAUAUUAUUUUUCUUUUCAUGCAUUGCUAUACAGAUAUUUUCAUACAUUUUCGAUCGAUAUCGGAUCAUACAAAGGCAAAUCCAAGAACCCUAACCCUAGCCUCGUCCCCCUUUUCCCCUCUGCAACAAUCAGAAUUUGAUCGGAAAAAUCAGGUAAAAGUUAGGGUUUUGUACAUUUUUCAAUCCUUUGCAGUCGGUAAAUUCUCUGUGCAAUUAAAGAUUCAAUCUUUAUGGACCCACCAUUUUUCUCUGUACUUACAUUCACUGUAUAAUCUGAGCAUUUCUGUAUAGAAUUUUUGUGUAUGAGAAUUGCAGUAUAUUGGGAUCAAAUACAAAAAUGCAAUCCAAAACCCUAACCCUAGCUCCAGCUCUCAAUUUUUUUCCAAAUCUCAAACCCCCACACAAAACCCUAGCUUUCCACCAAAUUUCAGCCCUAACCAUCACCUUCCUCGCCUAUGCUUCCUUCCAUGCCUCCAGAAAGCCCCCAAGCAUUGUCAAGAGCGUGCUUGGGCCCACAUUUCAGGCCAAUUCGAGCUCCGUCGACACGGGGUGGGCUCCCUUUGAUGGUCCCCGGGGCACCCACCGGCUAGGAGAGCUUGAUCUGGCGUUUCUUUCCGCGUAUUCGAUCGGAAUGUACUUUGCAGGGCAUGUCGGUGAUCGGAUUGAUUUGAGGCUGUUUCUUGUAUUUGGGAUGAUGUGUAGUGGCAUUUUAACAAUAUUUUUCGGGUUAGGAUAUUGGUUUGAUGUUCAUGUAUUGGGGUACUUUAUGGUGGUUCAAGUUCUUUGUGGAUUGGUUCAGUCGAUUGGGUGGCCUUGUGUGGUGGCUAUUGUGGGAAACUGGUUUGAGAAAGGGAAGAGGGGGUUGAUCAUGGGGGUCUGGAGCUCACAUACCUCGGUUGGAAACAUCAUUGGGUCGGUUGUGGCAUCAGGGGUUUUGGAAUUCGGAUGGGGUUGGUCCUUUGUGGUGCCCGGGGUCUUGGUGAUUUUGGUUGGGAUUGUGGUGUUUCUGUUUCUCCCCGUGUGUCCAGAAGACUUGGGGUUUGAGUCUCCAGUGAAGGAGAUUCAGAUGAAUGUGGAAAUUAAUGGCGUGAAGAAUUUGGAGGGGAAAGUAGAAUCAGAGGAAGCAGGGCUUCUUGGAACAGAGCAUGCAGAUGCCGAUGCCGAUGCAGACACAGGUUCUUUGGCUGCAAUUGGGUUUCUGGAGGCAUGGAGGUUACCGGGUGUGGCGCCAUUUGCUUUCUGCCUCUUCUUUUCGAAGCUUGUGUCGUACACUUUUCUGUACUGGUUGCCCUUUUACAUAAGGCACACAGCUGUUGCCGGCGUGCAUUUGUCACACAAAACUGCCGGGAACCUUUCAGCCAUAUUCGAUGUUGGAGGUGUCCUUGGCGGAAUUUUAGCAGGAUUAAUAUCUGAUAUGAUAGAAGCUCGAGCUGUAACCUCAAUCGCAUUUUUGUUACUUUCCAUUCCCGCCCUUGUUCUCUACCGGCUUUAUGGCAGCCUAUCGAUGGUUGCCAACAUUGUCUUGAUGUUUCUUUCUGGAUUGCUGGUGAAUGGCCCGUACUCACUCAUCACAACAGCCGUUGCAGCUGAUCUUGGUACGCAAACCACAAUCAAAGGAAAUUCCAGAGCAUUAGCUACUGUAACGGCAAUCAUAGACGGAACAGGUUCGGUUGGGGCAGCUCUUGGCCCGCUUUUGGCGGGGUAUAUCUCCACGAAGGGGUGGAACAACGUGUUUGUUAUGCUAAUUCUUGCUAUUUUCUGUGCAACUUUGUUUUUGAUUCGGAUUGCGAGAACCGAGAUUAAAGGGAAAUUGAAUGAGGGAAAAUGGUAUUUGUAUAACGGCAUAGAAGGCAGUCAAUGACUGAGAUUUUAGGCAGAUCCAUUUCCGUAUUUGACGUGCUCUUCGAAUGUAGAUGGAGGAAUUCAGCUGCAGAAAAAUUUAGAUUAUAGCGCGAUAUUGGGAUCAAACAGUGCCGUCAACCACAGGGAGGUUCCGAUUGCUUGGAUGGUGAGGUGAGAGAAAUCGGAAUCUCUCUGUGAUGACGGUAAAGAUAAGUUAAUGAAAAGGGUGGAGAUUGAGAGUAACUGUUCGAAUGUAAAACAAGGGGACAGAGAAGAGAGAGAACUGUUGGAAGCAUUGAAAGAUGUCGAAGACUACUUCCGGGCGGUCGUAUGAUUCUGGUUUGCAUGUUUCGAGGAUGUUAGAGACCGACAUGGCUCAGAAGAAAUCUGCCUCGCUUGCAAUCUGUCGACAUGUUCAGCUAGCCUAGAUAAGCUGCCAUAUCAAGCAAUGACUUGCGCCUUGAAAAGCUUCGCGAAAGAUGUCCGGGCCCUGAGGGAUCAACAACGCAAGGAGCGCCAACAAAAGAGGGAGGUUGACAAGCUUGCCAGAAGACUCGGGAGGAGGAUUUUGUGGAAGAAACAGACCGAAAGAAACAGAUACGGAUCGAGAAUACUAGUACGCAGAAGAUGCGUAAUCGCUGUGAACGGAUUUCAGAUGCGGCCUUCUAAAGUUUUCAGCUCCAUGGUUGAGUUUUUCGACUCCAUGGCCGAGUUGUUUUCAGAGGCUGCUACAAAAAGGUCUGGUCGUCCAAGCAAAAAUGCAAGCAGGACUUGUGAGAAAGCGAACGACAUAUGAAAGAAUAAGAAUUAUGUGCACAUGCCUUAAUCAUCUAAGGUACAAUAACGGACAAUCUCCCCGUAUAUCCGACCAGCCUGAUUACCUCAGAUAUACAACGCGAAGCCUUCUAAUUCUUUUGUCUGCCAAUACGGUACAAGUAUUUAUUCCAAAA